AUGCCUCGUUCCCCGCCGGACGUCGUCAUGAGCGCACGGGUGGCUGCCAGAGAAAAGUGGUCCAGCCACAUGGAGUUCCUGUGUUCCUGCAUCGGGAACUCGGUGGGUCUGGGCAACCUGUGGCGGUUCCCUUACGUGGCGUACAAGAACGGUGGCGCGGCGUUCCUCGUGCCUUACAUCGCCAUCAACAUGCUCGUCGGGAGGCCCAUCUACCACCUCGAACUCUUGCUCGGGCAGUUCAGCAGCUCGGGUCCGCUGGGCGCCUUCCGGCUGUCGCCCAUGUUCCAGGCGAGCUAUUCUGGCGAUUGUAAUAACCGCGCCACAAUCGUCGACAAACGCAUGGCCCUGAUAGACCGCUUGCAGAUGCUAACUUUUCGUUUUCAACCGUUUUUAGUGCAACUCUCCUCGUCUUACACUUCUCUUAAACCGCCCGUAGGCAACGCAUUCGGUAUGAUGUGGGGCGCCUUCAUCACCACCAUCUACUACCAGGUGGUGCUGACUUACGCCUUCCUCUACCUGUACCACUCGUUCAAACGGCCUCUGCCCUGGAUCGACUGCUUCGAGUGGUGGGGCACGGCUCUAGACGGGUGUUUCAGGAGGACCAGGGAAGACGGCACUGGUCAGCGCCUGUGCGACAACAUCAGGCGCAAUCUUGUCAGCGCAGGCCUCAACGACACCAGCGCCGACCACCUGGUGGCCGUGUCUUAUAUGAACCGCACGGUCUUGGUGUCGCAGAACGAGUACGCCGCCCGCUUCGCAGGCUGCAUCAAUGCGAACGCGUCGUCGACCGAUGCGUUCUACAACAACUACGUGCUGAACGUCAGCCCCAGCAUCGAAGAGACCGGAGAAAUCCAACAACCGCUACUCAUCUGCUAUGGCCUCUGCUGGACCCUGAUCUUUCUCGCCAUCUUCAAAGGCAUUCAGUUUCUGCUCUCGUCCGCUUUCCGUCCAAUUGGCAUAAGCGCUUGCCAAUUGGCAUUUCUCGAAAACGCUCAGGUAUCCGGCAAAGUAGCCCUACUCACGGCCACCGCGCCCUACUUCAUGCUAAGUGUGAUGCUACUGCGGGGCAUCACCCUCCCUGGAGCCAGCAUCGGGCUGCGGUACCUACUGUUCCCGCACUGGGAGGCGCUGCUCGACGGCCGAGUGUGGGCCGCAGCCACCGAGCAGGUCUUCUACUCCCUCAGCAUCGGCACCGGCGGCCUGGUACUGUACGGCAGCUUCCAAGAGUUCCGCGCCGACAUGCAAGGGAGCGUGCGUAUCGUCUGCAUCAUGGACUUCCUCACGAGUGCCUUCGCCUCACUCGUCAUCUUCUCCGUGCUUGGAAAUCUGGCGCACACGCUGGACGUGCCCAUCGAAGAGGUGGUCAGCGCUGGACCGGGCCUGGCCUUUGUCACCUACCCGGAGGCCCUGUCCCUGCUCACCUUUCCCAACCUGUGGGCGGUGCUUUUUUUCACCAUGCUCUUCAUGCUGGGCAUCGACUCGCAGAUGGCCAACUGCGAGUUCGUCAUCAAGUCCAUCCAGGAUCUCUUUCCGCCGCUCGAAGGGCGCCGCGAGGUCACCACCUUUCUUUACUGCGUCACCUGCUUCUUGAUCGGCCUGCCACUGACCACUCGCGCGGGCCUCUACAUCCUCACCAUUCUGGACAACUAUCUGGGCGCACUGAUCGUGCUCUUCACCUGCUUCGGUGAGACGCUCAUCGUCGCCUGGGUGUACGGCAUGGACCGCUUCUGUUUCGACGUCGCCUUCAUGACGGGCAGGUGUCCGAGCUACUACUUCUUGGCCGCCAUCAAGUACGUGUCGCCCGUGGUGUUGGGGACCUUCCUCGUCUACACACUGGCCACGCUGCCCCGCAGCACUGUGGGAGACUACGUGCUUCCCGUCUGGGCGGACGGCUACGGCUGGCUCCUGGCCAUCGUCGGUAUGGCGGCAGUGGUCGUUAUCGCCGUGGCCAGGGUCGUCCAGUGCGGCGGCGACUGGUGGAGGGCCCUGUCUCCCGACGCCGACUGGGGCCCUUACGAAACCAAGUACCGGGCUCGCUACUUCGACCAGCUGGAGAAGUCGGGGAUCAGUGCCUGCUACUACCCGGUCGCCGACGACGCUCGCUACAUUGGCGGCGCUGUCCGAUCUCCAGCCGAACGAAAUAUAGCAAUAAACUAAUGCAUACAAUAAAACGGCGA
Messenger RNA from Dermacentor andersoni, 2177 nucleotides. RefSeq names its product sodium-dependent proline transporter-like. Gene Ontology annotation, biological process: sodium ion transmembrane transport; nitrogen compound transport; amino acid import across plasma membrane. Gene Ontology annotation, cellular component: plasma membrane. The record is from RefSeq and is a predicted model, not a curated record. Lineage: Eukaryota; Metazoa; Arthropoda; Arachnida; Ixodida; Ixodidae. Gene Ontology annotation, molecular function: amino acid:sodium symporter activity; glycine transmembrane transporter activity.